AAGGACACUCCCAACCAGCUCAUCCCGCCACCCGUCAGGCGCCUGCCACUCGGCGCCAGGGGGCUACAGCGGACCGCUGGCACACCUGAGGUGGAGACCUUGAGUGGCAGCGUGCCACUGCCAGCAAAAUCUUGCAACAAGCUCGGUCGGGCCCAACCUCCAUCGGCAGAGACACCUCAAAGACCAGACGUAACGCACAACUCACUCCUCUUUCCCACCUCAUCACCUUUAACCCCCAACGAUCACGACACGGCAACAGAAACGACACUCGAUACGAUACUUAACAACAGACAAGGGGGAAUGAUGAAUCGAAUUGUUUUCGCAUUCUCCCGCUGA
Pyricularia pennisetigena is the source of this 336-nucleotide messenger RNA. RefSeq lists its product as uncharacterized. The transcript has a single exon. The record is from RefSeq and is a predicted model, not a curated record. The annotation marks the transcript as partial. NCBI's taxonomy places the organism in Eukaryota, Fungi, Ascomycota, Sordariomycetes, Magnaporthales, Pyriculariaceae.